This is a messenger RNA of Macrobrachium nipponense, 1395 nucleotides long. RefSeq lists its product as uncharacterized. Lineage: Eukaryota; Metazoa; Arthropoda; Malacostraca; Decapoda; Palaemonidae. The record is from RefSeq and is a predicted model, not a curated record. Gene Ontology annotation, molecular function: nucleic acid binding; zinc ion binding. Bases 1 to 1395 code for a protein of 464 amino acids. The transcript has a single exon.
AUGCAUUAUUUUGAUGAGGAAGAGAACGCUGCUGCCCAGUUUUUGGCAGACCCUGAUUGGGAGAGGAAUCUCUUUGAUCUAAAACGAGAUCAGUUAUGGAUAUUAGGUGAAUUUCUAGGUUUGAGUGUGUCUUCAGAGGUUAGGAAAGGUCAGCUCUUAUUUGAGGUAAUUAAAGCUGGUAAGUUGUUUAAAGAAACCUUAGGUAUCAUCAGUGAUGAGGAAAUAGGGAAUAGUAAUAAAAACGGUGAAAAUAAGGUGGUAGGUGCCAGAGAUGUUGAGGAAGAAGACAAUGUUAGUAAUAAAAAUGGGGUAACAGGCAGUGGAAAUGAUAUAAAUGAUGGUCAGGUAAGCCAACUGAAAUUGGAUAUUUUGAAGGAGCAAUCCAGGAUUAAAGAGUUGGAUUUUAAAGCACUUCAGCUACAGGCUGAAGAAAGGGCGAAGGAAAGGGAUCAUGAAAUCCAAUUGUUAAAAUUGCAGAUGUCGGACGAUAAUGGUAAUAAUCGUAGUGAUAACGAUAGAUUUAACCUGUUAAGCGCCCUUAAACUUGUUCCCCAAUUUAAUGAAGAAGACGUUUCCGAAUUCUUCAUUUCUUUUGAAAGAAUUGCUAAGAAGUUGAAUUGGCCUCGGGACAUGUGGACCACUUUGAUCCAGUGUCGCUUAAAAGGUAAGUCGCAGCGUGUGUACAAUACACUUAACGAGGGAUUAUCAUCUGAUUAUGACUCUGUGAAAGCGAUAAUCCUGAAAGCUUACGAUCUCGUUCCGGAGGCAUACAGACAAAAGUUUAGGAACUUUAAAAAGAGUCCGGAUAUGACUUUCGUGGAAUUCGCUCGAAAGAAAGAACAGUUCAUGGACGACUGGUUAAAGUCUAAAGAGGUUGACUCGUUUGAAAAGUUUAGGGAGUUAAUUUUGACUGAAGAAUUUAAGAGGUCUGUGUCAAGGGAACUAAAGAUUCAUUUGGAGGAGUUAAAGAUUGAUUCUUUACAGGAGGUGGCAAUUGCCUCUGAUGAGUAUUCCCUUGCACAUAGACAAGACCCGGUAAGGAAAGAUAUGUCUAAAAAGUUCUCUCCUCGUAAUGGAAAUAGUUGGCAAGGAAAACCAUAUCAGAAAAGGUCUACUGAUUUUGAUAAAAAUGCAAGUGUGAACCGUAAUGUAGAUAGCAGUAAAAACGGUAGUGUAGUAUCGCGUAGUUACGUGAAUAGUAGUAUGUCUGGUGGUGGUAGUGGACGCAGAGAAUCUCAAGAGUCUGGGUUGAGUUGUUAUUGGUGUAAUAGGAAGGGUCAUAUAAAAGCCAAUUGCUUUGCUAGGAAAAAUUACCUAGAAAGGAAUACGGAACACGUUAAUGUUGUUUCUGCGGAGACAUCUCCAAAGAAAGAGGUAUCACAUGGAAACAAGUGA